ACUUCAAAGUUUGUUGUUCCCUAUUAUCGCUGUCCAUGUCUACUGCAUCGAAGAGUUCAAAUCAGGAUUAUUGUUAGUCCCAGCCCUUUUCAUGUGUAAUAUUUUGAUACUUUGAUUUGUCGGCCUAUGAUUUAUUUAUGUUUACACUUAUUCUUACUAAGUUUUGGGAUAUCCUCCCGUCAAAAACUUUACUGUUUGGUUGCUUUAUCGGUAUUUGCUCCCCUAAAGUAGACCAAAAAGCCCCAUGGCGCUCAUCGAUAAAAUUCAACCGAGUCAUGCUGUUCCACCUACUAGACGCUCAGAAAAGCUAAAAAGAGUUGGGUCUCUUGUGGAAUUAUUUGAUUUCUUCGUGCUGAAUGAAGGGACGGUUAUUGAUACUGUAUCCGUUAACACCUUCUUAUAUACCUAUCGCAUAUUUGCUGAUAUGGAGUUGGUCUUGGAAGUUGUAAAUAAAAAGCAAGUAUGACUUUGUAUAAACUGUAUAAUAAUCCGUACAGAUUUUGGGAUACAUGCCAUUCAAGCCUAAUACCUACCUCUUGGAAAGUUGGGAUUAUUUCGUCUUUUCAGUAUUUUCUUGGUGCAUGGUUGCAGCAGCCUCAUGUAAAAGAUUUUGAUUCCCCACAGAAAAUUAUCCAUCUUAAAUGGCUAAUACGGAUUCUUGCCGGUUGGUUUGAUGUUUUUCAACCCUCUUAUAAUCACGACAGUCACAAUUAUGUUCUUAAAGAGUUGAUGAGGUGCUGUGGAAAUAACGUGUCUUCUAAAAAUCAAGAUACGACGCGAAGCAUUUUGUGCAACAUUGAUUCAGAAGUUUGGGAUCGAAUUACUGCAGAUAUGGAGUAUUUAUGCCGACAAGCUGUAAAUUGUCUCAAAAUCAUAGCCUGUAAAUAUCAAAUAGACUUAACUCGGGAAAAACAAUUACCGUCAGUGCGUAUAAUCACCAUAAAUCGAGUCAAUUGUCAUCAUUCACUACACAACUCUGCAAUGCAUAAAUCAGAAAAGCAUUUAAAAGAAAUAAUUACCAUUACACCUUCUAUUAACCCCUUAAUUAAUCUAUGGAAUUUGAAUUUAGACACAGUUGCUGAACAACUGACUGUUGCUGAUCAGAGAUUAUUUCUCGACAUGGAGUUAAAUGAUUGCCUGAUAUAUGCUAGAGGCAAACCUGCUCCAUCCGUGCAAGCUACAAUCGACCAAUAUAAUAAAUUAUAUCAUCUUGUCCAAAGUUCAGUGUUUAACUCAGAUCAGGAUUUUCCAAUACUAGUAGAACCUACACCGAUCUAUUCAAGACGUUUUAAUAAACGGGGUAAUUAUAAUAGUCCAACGACAAGAGUUAGUCCACAGAUAAUAACGAUAUGGUCUAAAAAUUCACCUAAUCAUAAUUCUUUGGCAUCGGAUGUGGGAAAAUUAAAAACUGGAUGCAUAAUUACAUGGAUUGAUAUUGCUUAUCGAUUAGGACAAACAAGGAAUUAUUCAGCAUUAAAAGCCAUAAUUAUGGCUUUGCAGUCCACUCCAGUACUCCGAUUAUGGCAUAGUUGGAAUGUUUUGGAAUAUCAUUAUCAUGAACAUUUUAUGAAGUUUAAAUAUUUGGCUUCUGUAGUAAGCUUUGAUAAUAAUCAAGAACAAUUGAGAAAACGGUUAGAUAAGUGUGCGAACAAAAUGUAUUGGUACUUAAAACUCAACAAUCCAAAUCCAUUAUGUGGAGACAUAAGCAGACCUGGUGAUAUCUCACAAUUUGAAGAUUCUGAUGCAGAAUAUAGCAGGAGGACUAAGCAUUCAACUUUACCAAAUCAGUCAUCGUAUUUAAGUGGUGUCAUACCGUAUCUCGGUGUAUUUCUUAGUGAUUUAACUUUAUUGCAUCAUUCGUCACCGGAUUAUAUCAGUCGAUCAAAAUAUUCCCCAUCAAAUGAGACUAAACAAGAAAUUAAUACAAAUAAUCAGGAAAGUGCCCUCGCUUCUACUACUACUACUGAUGAUAAUAAUAGCAAUAAUAAUAUUAAUUCAUCAGUAAUCAAUCCAAUAAAUAAUACUAAUGAUUUUUCAAAACAAUCAGUUAAAAAUCAGUAUGGUAAAAUAAAGCUGUUGCAUAUAUCAGAUCAACUUGGGAAUUUCACGCGAAGUACACCUGAUUUAUCAGCAGUAAUAGCAUCGUCAUCAACCGUACAAUCAGAUAAUAACAGUACGAAACAAUCCUGGAAAUUAUUAAAAAAUGUAUCAUCAAAUACAAAUGUCCCACCUAUUAAACCUUCAGUUUCUGCUGAUCGUAAUGAUAAUAUCCAAUUAAAUGGGCGUGUCAAGAAGGAAAAGUUUGGCCUUUCUAGACGUCAUUCUACAACUGAUAGUGCUGAUGACAAAUUAAUCAAUCUGGAUAAACAUCGUCGAGAGUUUAGAAUUCUAGCAAAUAUUUUUCUUCUUCAACAAAAUGCCCAAUUUUAUUCACUUAGACCUGAACCAGAUUUUAUUACAUGGUUUCAUUCUUAUCCAUUAAUCUCAGAAAAUGAAGCUCUCAAUCGUUCUUGUGAUCUAGAACCAGUUGAUGAACAAAUACAACAGCAUAUAAAUAGACCUUUCAGCGCAUCUCCAUAUACAUUUGAUACAAGUGAUUCAAGUGGUGCACUCGAUAUAAUAAAUAGUAAUAAAUCACGACACCCACGUAAUAAUACAAAUAUCCAUGUAGAAAGAUCUAAAUAUGCUAUAACCCGUCCACCUAGUGCUACAGCUAUUGGUGCCACUACUACUACAUCACUCAUGAGGAAUCCUAACACUAACAUUAGUAUUAUUAAUAGUAUUAGUCCAGGUCGAAAUAAUAAAUCACGAAUUAAUGGAACAUAUUCAUCAAGUGAUUUACUUAAUGAUAUCAAAUACAACAGGUCAACAACUACUGACGAACUAAUCACAGGAAAUAGUUUGGAAAUUUUAUAUCAGCAAAAUAACCACAAACAUAAUAUGAAAACAUCAACUUCUAGAUGGAACACACACAAAAGUUCAUCGACUACAUUCGAUGCACGUAAUGAUAGCAAUAGUAACAACAGUAAUUUAUGCAUUACUGUUUCUUUGCAUCAUACAAAUAGUCAGCAAGAUGGCCGUGUAUCACCAUUUAUUGCUAAAGUUGCUCAAUUAGGUAGCCUGUCUCAUGGAUCGCAUGGCCAUAACGAUAUUCGUUUUUCUAAUUCGAAACAAACGCAACCCACAAUUCAAUUGUCGGUUUCUCCUGUGGAUAGUGUUUCUGACGUACUAUCGAAAGCCCUUAAAUUAUUUGGUUGUGCCGAUCAAAAGGUUGAUAAUUAUGAUCUAAUUCAUGUCCGUAAAGAUGCUCGAGAUGUAACUCUACCAAAAAAUUUCAACUUUUAUGAAUCGAUAAAUUAUUCUUCCUUUCAUUUAUCAAAUAAUAAACAUUAUGAAUUAUUAGAAUUUAUUUGUACACCAACUAUUCAUAAUGAGAAUAAUAAUGACAACAAUAGUAGUAACUAUAGUAAUAGUUUAAACAGUUCACCAUCAUCAUCGUCAGCAGCAUAUAUAAAAACUAACAAUAACACAAAUUAUCAUGGUAAAAAUCACAAUCCACAGCCUAACAGGACUACAAUUGAAUAUGCUAAACACUAUAAAUUAACAAGUAAAAGCUCUAAUAAACAUUGUACUGUUGAAUUAUGGUCAUGAACAUUUAUUAACAAUUGUUUAUUUCUAAAAAAAAGUUGAUUGUUUUUCAUCAGUUUAUUGUUAUUUUUCAUUAUCGAAUGUGCUCAAAUGCAUAUUGCCAUUGUGAAUAAUUUUGCCACAUGUUUUUUGUCACUGCUCCAUUUGUUUUUGCCAUUAAUUGAUCCUAUCAAUCAGUAACUAAAUAAAUUCUCCUCUGCCCGAAGAAAAAUUUGUUCAAUAUUUCUCCAUUUGUCUUUCAUGAUCGCGCAUUUUUAAAAUAAUUGUUCUGUUUUUUUUCUAUUCUCAUCACCUUUCCUAACCCCGUUCCUCUUUACACUCACUUUGAAUUUUCUGCCAAAUGUGUAGUUCAUUGUUCUGGUUAAAUCCCUUAUGGAGUUGUAAGCUACGUCGAAACACAUAUCUAGCAGUGCAUCUUUUAUGUUAAUGUGAUUAUUAAAUGUCGUGAUUCCACAUUUCCUUUGUUUAUUCAUUAUAACCUAUAUGUUUACCAUUAAGGAGAUAAUAACAUAUCCUACUUAUUUGUUCACUGUUCAAUAGUAAAGAAUCGCUGUUUGUUUUACUUUCAUUUAUUUUUAUUGAUAUUGGAUUAAGAACAUAAUCAAUUGUAUAUUUAUAAACUAUUGUGUAUUUUGAAUACCAUAUUGUCAAACUACAUAAAUAUAUUUCCUGUACAACUUUUAUGAGAAAAAAUUCUUAGUUUAGAAAUUUCGAUGAACUUUUUCUUAUUAAUUGACAUUUCAAGUUAGAUAGGAGAUAGUCUAGAGUUUAAUCAAAACAAGCCAUAUUCUUACUGAUAUACUAAGUCUUUGGUACAAUUAUUUUAAAUACGAUCUCAUUCAAAUCUGAAGCUUAGCACACUAUAGAUAACUUUAUUAUUACAUUGACGGGGAUGAUUAUUAAGUUAAUUAUGAAAACAUUGAAGGUGUAAAAAGAACCGCAAAUUUAUCAAAUACCAAAAGUGUUAAUUAUACUAAUGUUGGCAGCUUAUUUCACAACAAUAUCCCUGAACAGUGAUAAAGUUUUCAACUGAUUUAUGAUUCUAUAAGUUGACUACUGUGGGGCAGCGUACUAGGUACAUGGUCCUUUCCUGAAAUUAUUAGCUGUCAUAAACAUACCAGGUCCGUAGCAAAUUGAUGAAAAUGAGACUCAGCACUAUGUAUACAAAUAGAUCCCUUUAAGAAAUGUUUUAUAUCUCAAAUAGUUAGUCACUGUGAAUAAAUGUUUGUUAUUAGCCAAAUAGUCGAACUGAAAUAUUGACCAUUAUUUUACAUUAAUAAACACGAUACAGCCAUUAGUAAAGAAAUAUGUACGAUUUUUAUAUUUAUAUGAAUCAAAUCAAUUUUUCAGUUAUGAUUUUUGUGAUCGUGUUAACAUUUUUUCGACACCUGAGGACUCUGAAAUAGCAAUAAAUGCAUAUGUAUUUGACUUACACUAUUUACCUUAUAAUGUAUCACACAUAAAGCAUAAAACUGUACACUACUGGCGCAUCACAUCCCGAUAAUAGAUCUCUGUAUUACAAACGUUUGAGUGAAACUCCAUUUCUAAAAAUGCAGUAAACACCAUAAACUUCAGGAGUAUUGGUUAUUACUAAUUUAAUUACUUACCUUCAUUCUAACCUGGAAUCCGUGUCUUAAACGGCUACUGACCUAGACAUGAACCUUCAACAAUAAUCACCCAAUACACUGAAAUUACUGACUCCCCCCCCUGGGAAUCCAAUGCAAAGGAGGAUGCACAGUUUUAAAAAGAACGAAGAAAAUGACCGUUAAAGAGAAUUUAGUAAAAAUAAUCGGACAGUAACGUAAAGCACGGUAAGCGUCUACGUACUAUUGAGAAUAAAGUACUAACUCAUUAAAAAAAGCUAUGUAGUCUAUCUGUUAAAUGAGAGGUAUCAUUAAACAGAAGUAUACUGAUUUUUACAAUUAGAGGUAACCGAUAGGCACUCAGUAGCACGGAGUUUAUGCAACUUCGAGAAACUGAGACUCAGAGGGAAUCAAGUCUUCAUUACCUAGAGUUACAAUCACACAGUUGUUUGUUAUUUGUUGAUAAAAUGCCUAUUGUCUUAUUUUAUUCAUGGAAUACUAGUGCUACUGCCAAUUUUGUAAACUUGUGUGUUUCGCCAAUAAGAUAAUCAAUUCCACAGCAGUUAAUUUUCUGGCUGCUGUGCUGGUCACCUUGAAUCCACGAAUUUUUUCCAGGUUCUAUGUACACUGCUUCUUUACGAGUAUGUAUUAUCC
This is a messenger RNA of Schistosoma bovis, 5885 nucleotides long. The record is from the annotation of a GenBank genome assembly. Lineage: Eukaryota; Metazoa; Platyhelminthes; Trematoda; Strigeidida; Schistosomatidae.